Carica papaya (papaya) is the source of this 1247-nucleotide messenger RNA. NCBI's taxonomy places the organism in Eukaryota, Viridiplantae, Streptophyta, Magnoliopsida, Brassicales, Caricaceae. The record is from RefSeq and is a predicted model, not a curated record.
GCUGUAGCAAUGUUCCUUUCGCUUUCAUGGCGAGAACUGAACCUACCAAUCCAACUGCAGUAUUCGUAAAAACCUAUUUCUUUGACUGAAGUCCUACGCGUGCAAGAGGUGUAAGUCUUUCCCACUGAUAGCAGGGCCAGUGGGGACAGAUCAAUGACGCGAAUUGAUCCGGAUAGAACCAUGAAUAUUCCUCAAGCAGUCUGCCUACUCCUGGGGCGCAAAACAAAGCAAAUAAAAUAUCAAAGACGAGAGAGAUCAACCUGUAUUUUGGAAGAUAGAGAUGGAGAAGGGGUGGGAUUUUGCCCUUACUGUUGCCGCAGUACUGGCACUGUGUGUUUGUGAUGGAGGAAGAACAGGUACGUUUGUGAGAAAAACUGAUUUCUCAAGAGACAUGCCGAUAGAAAGUGAUGUGUUCCGGCUGCCUCCUGGUUACAACCCUCCCCAACAGGUCCAUAUAACACAAGGCGACCAUGAGGGAAGGGGUGUGAUUGUCUCUUGGGUAACUUCAGAUGAACCUGGUUCAAAUUCGGUGCUGUACUGGGCUGAAAACAGUGACCUCAAGAACCUCGCAGAAGGCAUUGUCGUCACCUACAAGUAUUUCAAUUACACUUCUGGUUACAUUCAUCACUGUGCAAUUAAAGAUUUGGAGUUUGACACCAAAUAUUUCUAUGAGGUUGGGAUUGGGAACACGACUCGACAGUUCUGGUUUAUAACUCCACCUAAAGUUGGCCCUGAUGUUCCGUACACUUUUGGCCUCAUUGGAGAUCUUGGACAAACAUAUGAUUCAAAUAGGACACUUGCACAUUAUGAAUUAAACCCAUCAAAAGGACAAACACUCUUGUUUGUCGGAGACCUCUCUUAUGCAGAUGAUUACCCUUUGCAUGAUAACACGAGAUGGGAUACCUGGGGAAGAUUCGUUGAAAGAAAUGCGGCAUAUCAACCUUGGAUAUGGACUGCAGGAAAUCAUGAAAUUGAUUUUGCCCCUAAUCUUGGUGAAUCAAUACCCUUCAAGCCUUUCAGACACCGUUAUCCUGUUCCAUACGAAGCAUCUAAUAGUACUUCCCCUUUAUGGUACUCCAUUAAGAGGGCUUCGGCAUAUAUCAUCGUCAUGUCCUCGUACUCAGCUUUUGGUAAGAAUUGAUUUUUGUUAAACAAAUAUAAUGUAAUAUUGUGCAUAAUACCACAUUGAUGAUUCUUUUCUACGUUUGAAUCAAAAGAAUUCAAGAAAGGUGAUAUUCUUAUGCAAA